Thunnus maccoyii (southern bluefin tuna) is the source of this 3894-nucleotide messenger RNA. It is a transcript of the gene plpp3, whose product is annotated as phospholipid phosphatase 3. The transcript has 7 exons. The record is from RefSeq and is a predicted model, not a curated record. Lineage: Eukaryota; Metazoa; Chordata; Actinopteri; Scombriformes; Scombridae. Gene Ontology annotation, molecular function: phosphatidate phosphatase activity. Gene Ontology annotation, biological process: canonical Wnt signaling pathway; phospholipid dephosphorylation; phospholipid metabolic process. The coding region runs from base 827 to 1765 and encodes 312 amino acids.
GGGUGCAGACAUGAUAUAGUUUCACAAUGGAGUUGGUAAAUUACACAAAUGAUAUCAAAGUCUUGUUUAGGUCUGAGUGAUGGCGCAAGCAGCAUUGUUUUUCAUUCACUAUUCAUGCUACUUUUUUUUCUUCACAGAUUUUUAACAUAAACAUGUCAACAUAAAAUGACACACUGUUACAACAUUAACUUGAAAGUAAGAACAAAUAACUUUAAUUAUUCUCAGGAUGAAAAGAGAGCAUAUAACCUCAUCUCCAAAAACAUGACAGCUCUAAAAGACAGAGUGCGCACGUCAUACCGUGCGUACUCGCUAGAGGCGCUCGCACUGCUCUCUGUCCCUCAGUCUGAAAGUUUCCAUGCAGGGAUGGAGUGAUUCUAUAGCGGAGGGAAGAGGGCUGAGCCUUGGAGCUGCUACGGCAACUUGAAGAGAGCAGUGGGAGGAGGACAAGAAGGAUUGAUAUAACAAGAGCGCCUGUCGAUGCGCAGCGCAAUUCUCACUCACUCCAAGUCUUUGAACCAAGACCGAUAAAGGGGAGCGGGCUUUCCAUUCAUUUCAAGCGCAGACAACUUUUCUUCCGUGGCACUAAAGCUUAACCGUUAACCAGAUAAUACUCAAGUGUUUUUAUGUUUUAUUAUUAUUAUUUUUUUGUAAAAGUGAAAUACGAGACAACGAGACAUCAGAUCUGAAACUUUACGAGACCUCCGAGUUGAGAAGUUUUGUUUCCAUUAGAAUUGCAUGACAUUUCUUUGAAGGACUUGAGAGCCUGACAGAGUUUCUUCACAUACCGCGUGGUGUGGGAUUUGGAGCUGAAACGGGGAGUUCUCAAAUGCAAAAGUACAUGUAUGAGAAAGCAAUGGCACAAGAGACAAGAAACGGAGGAACCUCUACGUUAAACAACAACAAUGGUGUUGACAACAGCAAGAAGAAACUGCUUAUAGCGCUGGACAUCUUCUGUCUUCUUCUUGCUAUGCUGCCCAGCCUGGUUCUGCAUCGUGCCUAUGUUCGUCCAUACCAGAGGGGUCUCUACUGCAGUGACUCCAGCCUGAGCUACCCCUACAAGAAAAGCACCAUACCCUCCUCGGUGCUCACUUCUGUUGGGUUGACACUGCCCGCGGUGUCCAUUGUGAUUGGAGAGUGCUACAGGAUUCAUCAGCUACAUGUUGGAACCAAGUCCUUCGUUGGGAAUCCCUACGUCGCAGCCCUGUACAAACAGGUGGGUGUGUUCAUCUUUGGCUGUGCCAUCAGCCAGUCAUUCACAGACAUUGCCAAGGUGUCGGUGGGUCGUAUGAGACCUCACUUCUUAGAUGUGUGUAAACCUGAUUUUUCCACUAUCAACUGUUCCCUGGGAUACAUCACCGAAUACACCUGUGCUGGCAAAGAUAGUGACGUACAAGAGGCCAGGAAAUCCUUCUUCUCAGGACAUGCCUCUUUUUCAAUGUAUGCCAUGCUCUACCUUGCUUUCUAUCUCCAGUCCAGGUUUACAUGGCGUGGCGCUCGUCUCCUCCGCCCGUUGCUCCAGUUCACGCUGUUGAUGAUGGCCUUUUACACCGGCCUAUCACGUGUCUCCGACCACAAGCACCACCCUACUGAUGUCCUGGCAGGCUUUGUGCAGGGAGCCCUGGUGGCCUACUGCAUAGUGUUCUACGUGUCAGACCUGUUCAAGCCGAGGGUGAAGCCGGCCACGCCCCCGCCCUCCCCAAUCAAGAAGGAACUGCUCCCUUCAUCCGACAUCAUUGAGAGGAACAACCACCAUAAUAUGGUGUGAGAGAGGCCACAACUCUUCCUGUGACUGAGGAGCCAAUCACAGUGCUGCUCACCUCCCAUCGGACAGUAGAAUGUAGCGACGAGAGACUGUAGCUGCUCCUCAAAUGGCAUCCUCCUCCCUUUUACAAUGCCCACCGAGGUGCUUUGUGGACUAGGGUGUCAGAUUUGAGAUUUGCACAGCAGAGUCCACUCUCACUAUCCAGACUUAUUAUUUACUAUUAUGUCAACUACUAAUCAACAUUUGAGCCCAGCGUUUUGAGCACAAACAGAAAAGAAUUGGAAGCUAAAAGAAAGAUGAGUUAAGAAAAUUGAUGACUUGACAGGCAGAGCUGAGGGGUGUAGAGGUUUGAUGGAAGUGUAACCACAUAAAGGGAAAACACUUGUGAAGAAAAAUGAAUGAAGAAAAGAGACAAAAAAGAAAAAAAAAAAGACAAACCCCCUGCCUAGGGAGAGAAGGAUUACCAGUGAUGCUUCCUCUCUGAACUCUCUGUGGCCUUGGAACGCCAUAGGACAACAACUUCCUUAGCUACAGGAAGGAUAUUACUGCAAUAAUUAGCAGCAUAGAAAUAUUAACAGUAUAGAAAAAUAUAACUUAUAGCACUGUUUUUAAGUCCAUUGUCCAUUAUCACCACUUGCUGCCUGAUGUGUCUAACUGAAAGAAAACUUGAUGAUGCUGACAUUCACAAGACAAAAAUAUUUACUCAGAGAAGAAGCUAGCAUAGCAUGGCUUUAAUGAAAAUAUCCCUGUAAGGAUUAUACACUGAUUUUGCUGGACCUUUACAACAGGUUUCAGAGAAGUCUCUUGGCUGUCUUGCAAACAUUUUUGACUGCUUGGCAAGACAUCAGUACCCCCACUGAGAAAUGGGGCCCUCCAAUAUCACCUCAGAUCAGCACAUCAAGCUUUUUGUAGUGGACUGUCAGUUCGGCCUAAACCCGGGAUGUUGCAUUUCUUUGGGGUUAGAUGUAGUAAAGGGGGGAUAUUUUCUGUGGAAGGAGGGAGACAGAUCUUGCAGCCUCCCAGUACCUGUAUAAGAGGUGUGGCUGUGCCAUGCCACUUCCUGGUGCUGGGGCCAUCUGUUUGGCUUCCUAUACAGGAAGGGGAUGGAUGGGCAGAGUGAAGAGGUGCAGUCUGUCACCGUAGAAAGAGGGUGAUAAUUUACAGCUAAGCUGGCACAUUAUUUUGGGAUGAUUUGGGCUCUUUCCGCUGGCAGGGAGGGGCUCUCACCCGCCCAAUCACUCAUUGGCAAUGGAUGUUUGUAUCUCAGUCUGUGUGUAUGUGUGUGUGUGUGUGUGUGUGUCCUGUACACUCUUGUGCUUGUGUGGGUACGCUUGUGCUUGUACAUGUACAUCUUGUGUUUGUGAAUAUGUGUGUGUGUACAUAUGUAUGAGCGCUGUGCCCUGUGAAAAGGAACCCCUCUUGAUAAACUAUAUGUGUGUCAAAUGAAACCCUCUCACAUACACACUGUCAGCUGUGCCAAGUGUGUGUGUGUUUGUGUGUGUGUGUGUGUGUGUGUGCCACUGUGUCAAGGAGCAAGAGAGUAGGUGAACGUUAUAAAAACUGUGGAUCUAAUAUUUUUAUUCUCUGCUAAGAUGCAUCUUUAACCUUGUAUGUUUAUAGCCUGUCUUGUAUAAUCACUAACAGUUGUACAGUACCAGAUACAGAAGCCCUUUUUAUUUACAGCCUCAGAUAUCCUCCUCCAACAACACACUCCGCCAUGUUGCACAUCUUUCUCAUCGUAUAGUCCGUCCUAUCACUUCACAAAGCCGUUUUCACUCUCUUUUUAUAAAUAUAUAAAUAAUGUAUAGAUCACUAAAAUUAACUCUGUAAGAUAUUGUUUCUUAACAUGUUUAGAUAUAUCCACUAUGAUUACAGACCUGUGUUCUUUACAAAAUGCUGCUUAAAAAGCAUCAAUUGACAGAUUUUUGUAUUUAGAUAACUAAACUAUUGUAGAUUGUAAUAGUUAAGUUUGUAAUAUGCAUUGAAAAAAAUACACACACAAUUGUAUUAAAAAUUCAAUAUUAGUAUUUUUGUAUUGUCUUGUUUUUUGUACAAAAGAAAUAGUAGCAAUGCUGUUUUUUUCUGCUAAAUGUACCUAGCUCUAAUUCAUGUGCUUUUAAAUAAAAAGCUCA